Medicago truncatula (barrel medic) is the source of this 1672-nucleotide messenger RNA. Its product is annotated as rhomboid-like protein 15. NCBI's taxonomy places the organism in Eukaryota, Viridiplantae, Streptophyta, Magnoliopsida, Fabales, Fabaceae. The coding region runs from base 176 to 1405 and encodes 409 amino acids. The transcript is spliced from 13 exons. Gene Ontology annotation, molecular function: protein binding; serine-type endopeptidase activity. The record is from RefSeq and is a predicted model, not a curated record. Gene Ontology annotation, cellular component: membrane.
AAUUUUCAACCGGAACUCGAAAGAGUGAAAAAAAAGAGAAGUAGAAGAACGUUCUAUACUUGUACGAUUUUCGCGAGUCAAGUGUGUGUCACUUCAACAUUUCCAUUCCCAAAACUGAAUCAGAAGAAACUCCAACAGAAUACCGGUUACUCGAAUCUUCCACUGAAAUUGUUGCAUGCGAAGACCAAGAACUAUGAGACCAAAUAUCGUAACUGAGGCAGGGUUGCCAACUAGGGUGAAUCAAUGGUGGGAAAACAUUCCAUUUUUCACUUCUGCUGUGGUUAUUGUCUGUGGAGCUAUUUACUUCGUUUGUCUUUUGGUUGGUUAUGAUUCCUUUUCCGAGAUUUGCUUCUUGCCUUCCGCUGUUGUAUCGCGAUUUCAAGUUUACAGGAUUUAUACUGCCAUUCUUUUCCAUGGUUCACUGCUUCAUGUUCUCUUCAAUAUGAUGGCUUUAGUUCCUUUGGGCUCUGAGCUGGAGAGGAUCAUGGGAUCAGUUCGCUUGCUAUAUGUCACUAUUUUGUUGGCUACAAGCAAUGCUAUUAUCCAUGUUUUCAUAGCACUGCUGGUGGCAUACAAUCCUAUUCUUACGAAUGGUUAUCUAAUGAAUGAGUGUGCUAUUGGGUUCUCAGGAGUUUUGUUUUCAAUGAUUGUUAUAGAGACAAGUCUGAGUGGAGUUCAAUCGAGGAGUGUGUUUGGGUUGUUUAAUGUGCCUGCCAAGUGGUAUGCAUUUUUUUUGUUGGUAGUGUUCCAGCUCCUCAUGCAAAAUGUCUCACUACUUGGUCACCUUUCUGGCAUUGUAUCUGGGUUUGCAUAUACAUUUGGCUUGUUCAAUUUCCUCAUACCUGGGACAUCAUUUUAUUCUUCAAUUGAAGCCUCCUCCUGGCUUUCAUCAUGUGUGAGGCGUCCAAAAUUUAUUGUUUGCACGGGCGGAAAUCCUUCAGGCUAUAUCCCUACAAAUACAAGCUCAUAUUCAACCACUAGUGGAAUAUUUUCUGGGAAUAUUUGGAGGAACCUAUCAUCAUUGAUGCCUCAAAGAGAAGUGUCUACACAACCUCAGUCAGUUGAGGACAGUAGGUUCCCUGGGAGGGGAAGGACCCUUGCUGCUGCUCAAGGUCAAAAUGCUUCUGGUUUUCAUCCAGAUUCAAAUCUUCAAGCCAGACUCUUAGAGGAUAAUAGUCCCAAUCAUCUCUCAGAUCCAGCCAUUCUAAGUACUAGGCAUCCAGUCGAUAAUGUAGCUACAACAGGAGCAGCUGUUCCACAUCAUGAGGGAGCAGUUGUUUCAGAAGAAGAGAUUAAGAAACUUAUAGCAAUGGGCUUUGAUAGGACGCAAGUUGAAGUAGCGCUGGCGGCUGCUGAUGGUGAUCUUAAUGUGGCAGUGGAAAUACUCAUGAGCCAACAGGGUUAAUACAUGAGAGCUUAUCUUGGAUUCCCAGAGAAUUCCUUGACACUUAUGUUGUGCUUGUUAAAUCUUGGACUCCAUCGCUAACAAUUUGGUGACACCUCGAAACACAUAUGAACAGAAUUGAACAUGUGUAAACCACAUAAGCGUAGUGUAUUGAUGUAUAAUAACAAGGUUGAAUAUGAUUAACUGAAGAGUUUUGCAAAUAGAAGUUUGUGGUCAAAUUGUAAGUAUUCUGUUGCCCGCUCACCCAUUCUCUACCCUCGUCUUCAA